CUGGAUUAUCAAGUGGGGAUUUAUCUGCUUUACCAGUCGAAUCAAUUGCGUUAUAACUCCGUCUGCUUUCUUCUGAUGACACCCAGCAGAAUUAAGGAUGGAUUGAAUGAAACACAGAUAUUAGCUGCUGGAGCUGGAAAUAUUGCUGCACUUAUGACACCGAGAAUAUUUGAUCAAUUAUAUGCGCAACAGAGAAAUGCAUUGAGACUUGCAGUCUAUGGAGAAGAUGCUGAAUUGGAAGAUAUUCCCAUCACUGAAGAUUUGGAACAAGAGGAAGGAGUUCAGGAGAUUGAGAUAUUUGGUGAUGAUUCCGGUGAAGCAGACAUUAUUCAAGUUGAAAGUACACAACUCAAUCAACUACGACAGCUCAUGCUUCAAUCAUAA
Messenger RNA from Styela clava, 384 nucleotides. Lineage: Eukaryota; Metazoa; Chordata; Ascidiacea; Stolidobranchia; Styelidae. The record is from RefSeq and is a predicted model, not a curated record.